AUGGUACCCUCGCCCUCGCUUUCCCCCGCCGCCCACUCCGUCUCCCGUCGCUCUAGCUUUCCCCCGCCGCCCACUCCUUCUCCCGUCGCUCGCGGUUUCCCCCGCCGCCCUUUCCUUCUCCUAUCACUCUCGCUUUCCCCCGCCGCCCACUCCUCCCGACGCUCUAGCUUUCCCCCGCCGCCCACUCCUUCUCCCGUCGCUCUAGCUUUCCCCCGCCGCCCUUUCCUUCUCCCGUCGCUCUCGCUUUCCCCUGCUGCCCACUCCUUCUCCCGUCGCUCUAGAUUUCCCCCGCCGCCCUUUCCUUCUCCCGUCGCUCUCGCUUUCCCCCGCCGCCCACUCCAUUUCCCCCGCCGCCCUUUCCUUCUCCCGUCGCUCUCGCUUUCCCCCGCCGCCCACUCCGUCUCCCGUCGCUCUAGCUUUCCCCCGCCGCCCACUCCUCCCGUCGCUCUAGCUUUCCCCCGCCGCCCACUCCUUCUCCCGUCGCUCGCGGUUUCCCCCGCCGCCCUUUUUUUCUCCUGUCGCUCUCGCUUUCCCCCGCCGCCCACUCCUCCCGUCGCUCUAGAUUUCCCCCGCCGCCCACUCCUUCUCCCGUCGCUCUCUCUUUCCCCCGCCGCCCACUCCUUCUCCCGUCGCUCUCGCUUUCCCCCGCCGCCCACUCCUUCUCCCGUCGCUCUAGCUUUCCCCCGCCGCCCACUCCUUCUCCCGUCGCUCUCGCUUUCCCCCGCCGCCUACUCCUUCUCCCGUCGCUCUAGCUUUCCCCCGCCGCCCACUCCUCCCGUCGCUCUCUCUUUCCCCCGCCGCCCACUCCUUCUCCCGUCGCUCUCGCUUUCCCCCGCCGCCCACUCCUUCUCCCAUCGCUCUCGCUUUCCCCCGCCGCCCACUCCUUCUCCCAUCGCUCUCGCUUUCCCCCGCCGCCCACUCCUCCCGUCGCUCUCACUUUCCCCCGCCGCCCACUCCUUCUCCCGUCGCUCUCGCUUUCCCCCGCCGCCCACUCCUCCCCCCGUCGCCCUGGAUUCCCCCCCGUCGCCCACUCCGUCUCCCGUCGCUCUAGCUUUCCCCCGCCGCCCACUCCUUCUCCCGUCGCUCGCGGUUUCCCCCGCCGCCCUUUCCUUCUCCUGUCACUCUCGCUUUCCCCCGCCGCCCACUCCUCCCGUCGCUCUCGCUUUCCCCCGCCGCCCACUCCUUCUCCCGUCGCUCUCGCUUUCCCCCGCCGCCCACUCCUCCCGUCGCUCUAGCUUUCCCCCACCGCCCACUCCUUCUCCCGUCGCUCUCUCUUGCCCCGGACACCCACUCCCCUUAGCCCGUCGCCCUGGAUUUCCCCCCGUCGCCCACUCCCCCGUCGCCCUGGAUUUCCCCCCGUCGCCCACUCCGUCUCCCGUCGCUCUAGCUUUCCCCCGCCGCCCACUCCUUCUCCCGUCGCUCGCGGUUUCCCCCGCCGCCAUUUCCUUCUCCCGUCGCUCUCGCUUUCCCCUGCUGCCCACUCCUUCUCCCGUCGCUCUAGAUUUCCCCCGCCGCCCUUUCCUUCUCCCGUCGCUCUCGCUUUCCCCCGCCGCCCACUCCGUCUCCCGUCGCUCUAGCUUUCCCCCGCCGCCCACUCCUCCCGUCGCUCUAUCUUUCCCCCGCCGCCCACUCCUUCUCCCGUCGCUCGCGGUUUCCCCCGCCGCCCUUUCCUUCUCCUGUCACUCUCGCUUUCCCCCGCCGCCCACUCCUCCCGUCGCUCUAGCUUUCCCCCGCCGCCCACUCCUUCUCCCGUCGCUCUCGCUUUCCCCCGCCGCCCACUCCUUCUCCCGUCGCUCUAGAUUUCCCCCGCCGCCCUUUCCUUCUCCCGUCGCUCUCGCUUUCCCCCGCCGCCCACUCCCUUUCCCCCGCCGCCCACUCCUCCCGUCGCUCUCUCUUUCCCCCGCCGCCCACUCCUUCUCCCGUCGCUCUCGCUUUCCCCCGCCGCCCACUCCUUCUCCCAUCGCUCUCGCUUUCCCCCGCCGCCCACUCCUUCUCCCGUCGCUCUCGCUUUCCCCCGCCGCCCACUCCUCCCGUCGCUCUAGCUUUCCCCCGCCGCCCAUUCCUUCUCCCGUCGCUCUCGCUUUCCCCCGCUGCCCACUCCUUCUCCCGUCGCUCUCGCUUUCCCCCGCCGCCCACUCCUCCCAUCGCUCUAGCUUUCCCCCACCGCCCACUCCUUCUCCCGUCGCUCUCUCUUGCCCCGGACACCCACUCCCCUUAGCCCGUCACCCUCCCUUUCCCCCGUUGUCAUUGCUUCCCCCAUCGCCCUCGUUUUCCCCCGCCGCCCUCUCCUUCCCCCUUUGCCCACGUUUUCAUCCGUCACCCACCCUUUCCCCCGUCACCCUCUCAUACACCCGUCGGUUUCUCCGUCACCCACCCUUUGCCCACGGUUACCCCUGUCUCCCACCCCUUCCCCCGUCACCCUCUCUUACACGUGCCGCCCUCGUUUCCCUCUGCCGCCCUCGUAACCCCUUUGCCUUCCCUCUGCCUGCUACCCUUGGCUGUGUGCACUCACCUGCCUGA
This is a messenger RNA of Closterium sp. Naga37s-1, 2520 nucleotides long. The record is from the annotation of a GenBank genome assembly. NCBI's taxonomy places the organism in Eukaryota, Viridiplantae, Streptophyta, Zygnematophyceae, Desmidiales, Closteriaceae.